Aspergillus japonicus CBS 114.51 is the source of this 1779-nucleotide messenger RNA. Its product is annotated as O-acetylhomoserine aminocarboxypropyltransferase/cysteine synthase family protein. Gene Ontology annotation, biological process: transsulfuration. Gene Ontology annotation, molecular function: pyridoxal phosphate binding; transferase activity, transferring alkyl or aryl (other than methyl) groups. NCBI's taxonomy places the organism in Eukaryota, Fungi, Ascomycota, Eurotiomycetes, Eurotiales, Aspergillaceae. The transcript has 6 exons. The coding region runs from base 187 to 1488 and encodes 433 amino acids. The record is from RefSeq and is a predicted model, not a curated record.
GCCAUCGCUAUCGUCAACUAUACCAUCAAGGCGAUCGGUGAUGUUGAACCUAGGCUAAUGAUAAUCAUCUCAGCAAGGAGAACAUUCUAUAUCACUUUACUUGCCCCUCAUUUUUCAAGGUUGGCUAAACUACCUUUUCCUCUCACAACUUUUCGGAACUGUACAAUAGAUCAUAUCCCGGUCACUAUGUCGGAAUCAAAGCGGCCGCACUUCGAGACUCUCCAGCUCCAUGCAGGUCAAGAGCCAGAUCCUACCACCAAAGCUCGUGCGGUGCCGAUUUACGCGACCACGUCAUAUUCAUUCAAUGAUUCUGCACAUGGAGCUCGGCUAUUUGGUCUCAAGGAGCUUGGCAACAUCUAUAGCCGGAUAAUGAACCCCACGGUUGAUGUCUUCGAGAAGCGAAUUGCAGCUCUUGAAGGUGGCGUUGCAGCCGUGGCGGCCGCAUCUGGCCAGGCAGCACAAUUCAUGACUAUUGCAGCCCUUGCCCAUGCAGGUGAUAACAUUGUAGCAACCAGCAAUUUGUAUGGUGGCACGUACAAUCAGUUCAAAGUCCUCUUUCCACGCCUAGGCAUCCAUACCAAAUUCAUUCAAGGGGACACCCCGGAGGCAAUUGCUGCAGCCAUCGAUGAUCGGACCAAGGCUGUUUAUGUUGAAACCAUCGGCAACCCACGCUACAAUGUACCAGACUUUGAAGCUAUUGCGAAGGUAGCCCAUGAGAAGGGCGUUCCACUAGUGGUGGACAACACUUUCGGGGCUGGCGGCUAUUACUGUCGUCCUAUUGAGCACGGCGCAGACAUCGUUGUACACAGUGCCACUAAGUGGAUCGGUGGCCACGGUACUACUAUUGCAGGUGUUGUUGUUGAUAGUGGUAAGUUUGACUGGGGCAAGCAUGCUGCGCGGUUCCCUCAGUUCGUGGAGCCCUCCGAAGGCUACCAUGGCCUGAAGUUUUGGGAGACUUUUGGCAAUAUUGCUUUUGCCAUUCGUGUACGGGUGGAGAUCCUCCGUGAUCUUGGCCCAGCCCUGAAUCCGUUCGCUGCGCAGCAGCUUCUCCUUGGGAUUGAAACCCUCAGCUUGCGUAGCGAAAGGCAUGCAACCAAUGCCAUCACUCUGGCUAAAUGGCUUAAAAAGAACGAAAACGUAAGCUGGGUCUCUUAUCCGGGCCUCGAUGACCACGCUAGCCAUGGAAUCGCCAAACGUUACCUGCCCCGAGGAUUUGGCGGUGUUCUUUCAUUCGGUGUCAAGGGGGGUGCUGCGGCUGGUAUUCAGGUGGUCGACGGCUUCAAGUUGAUAUCCAACCUUGCAAAUGUUGGGGACUCAAAGACCCUCGCUAUUCAUCCCUGGUCGACAACUCACGAACAGCUUACUGAGCAGGAGCGGAUUGACUCUGGGGUCACGGAAGACGCCAUCCGAAUUUCUGUUGGUACGGAGCACAUUGACGACAUCAUCGCGGAUUUUGAGCAGUCUUUCAAGGCUGCGAGUGCGCUGUGAGCGAGGGUAUCGUGACUUCGAUGAACUAGCAAGGGAAGAAGGCUAUCUACUGGGAGGGAUACUGGCUUUGGGUCAGCUCAAAUGGCACCGCACUGAUGUCUUUGCGGCUCAAAGCUCUCCAGCGCGACAUGUGACUGUUAUGAGACCCCAAUUUAGUUGCCCAAUUGAACAGUUUCAUGUAUGGAGAAGUGGCAAGGCACACGUGUCUGCUCCUAGGAGCAUGGGACCUUGUAGUUUGAUUAUUGCUGCUUGCUACGUAAUGAGCAGAUGUAUCUAUGAGCUUAAUUCUGC